Lepus europaeus (European hare) is the source of this 5072-nucleotide messenger RNA. It is a transcript of the gene PHC2, whose product is annotated as polyhomeotic homolog 2. The transcript is spliced from 14 exons. NCBI's taxonomy places the organism in Eukaryota, Metazoa, Chordata, Mammalia, Lagomorpha, Leporidae. Gene Ontology annotation, cellular component: PRC1 complex; nucleus. The record is from RefSeq and is a predicted model, not a curated record. Gene Ontology annotation, molecular function: protein binding; zinc ion binding. Bases 25 to 2625 code for a protein of 866 amino acids.
CCCCGACUGUGCCACCCAUAGGCCAUGGAGAAUGAGCCACCAGCCCCGCACACCUCCGGCAGCGCCAGUGUCACCAGCAGCACCAAUGGCUCCAGUAGCAGCAAUGGCAGCAGCGGCAGCGGCGGCGGCAGCGGAGGAAGCGGCCGUGCCACGGGGCCCCAGAUUUCUGUGUACAGUGGCAUCCCUGACCGGCAGACCGUGCAGGUGAUCCAGCAGGCCCUGCACAGGCAGCCCAGCACGGCGGCUCAGUACCUGCAGCAGAUGUACGCCGCCCAGCAGCAGCACCUCAUGCUGCAGACCGCAGCCCUGCAGCAGCAGCACCUGAGCAGCGCCCAGCUCCAGAGCCUGGCGGCCGUGCAGCAGGCGAGCCUGGUGGCCAACAGACAGGGGAGCGCUUCCGGCAGCAGUGUGUCCGCGCAGGCCCCAGCGCAGCCAUCCUCGAUCAACCUGGCAGCGUCCCCAGCCGCAGCCCAGCUCAUCAACCGGGCUCAGAGCGUGAACUCGGCGACAGCCUCAGGCAUCGCGCAGCAGGCGGUGCUGCUGGGCAACACAUCUGCUCCAGCCCUGACGGCCAGCCAAGCCCAGAUGUACCUGAGAGCACAGAUGCUCAUCUUCACGCCCACGGCCACCGUCGCUACUGUGCAGCCUGAGCUCGGCACUGGCGCCCCCGCCCGGCCCCCCACCCCCGCCCAGGUGCAGAACCUGACCCUCCGAACACAGCAGACUCCAGCUGCAGCCAGCUCGGGCCCUACCCCCACUCAGCCUGUGCUGCCCAACUUGGCCCUGAAACCCUCGUCUGGGGGCAGCCAGCCCGUGCCUACCCCUUCACAGGGCAGAAACACUGCUCAGGGGUCCCCUGCAGGUGCCAAGCCUGGUGUCACGGACAGUGUGACAGAGCCGCUCAAGAAGGGAGACGGCAGCAGCAGCAGCAGCGUGCCCGGGAGCACGGAGGGCCGGGCUGGGCCGGGCCGGGCGGUGCCCGCUGUGGCCGCCCAUCCCCUCAUUGCACCAGCUUAUGCCCAACUCCAGCCCCACCAGAUCCUCCCACAGUCAUCUUCUAAGCACCUACAGCCCCAGUUUGUGACCCAGCAGCAGCCGCAGCAGCCGUCCCCGCCACAGCAGCCACAGCACAGCCAGCAAGCACGGCCUGUGCUCCAAGCCCAGGCCCAACCCCAGCUCGCCUCGGUCCCGCCAAGCUUGGCCCUGCAGCCCAGCUCUGAAGCCCAUGCUGUGCCGCUAGGGCCCGUGACCCCUACCCUGCCACUCCAGUGCCCCACUGCCAACCUGCACAAGGCUGGCAGCAGUCAGCAAUGCCACCCUCCCACAGCGGAUGCCGGGCCUCAGAAUGGACAUCCUGAGGGCGUGUCGCACGCCCCUCAGCGCAGGUUCCAGCACACGUCAGCUGUCAUCCUGCAACUGCAGCCCGCUUCACCAGUGCCCCAGCAGUGCGCCCCUGAUGCCUGGAAAGACGUGGCGCCUGGGGAGAAGAGUGGGCCUGAGUCGCGGCCUGACCUCUCCCCGCAUCAGCAAGCCAUUGUCACUGCCGUGCCUGGUGGCCCGCCUGUACCCAAGAGCCCUAACGUCCAGCAGUCCCCAGUUCACGAGACAGGGCAGGGCAUUGUUCAUGCACUGACCGACCUCAGCAGCCCCGGCAUGACCUCAGGGAACGGAAACUCUGCCUCCAGCAUCGCCGGCACUGCCCCCCAGAAUGGUGAGAAUAAACCACCACAGGCCAUUGUGAAACCCCAAAUCCUGACGCAUGUUAUCGAAGGGUUUGUGAUCCAGGAGGGGGCGGAGCCUUUCCCGGUGGGACGCUCGUCCCUGCUGGUGGGGAAUCUCAAGAAGAAGUAUGCCCAGGGGUUCUUGCCUGAGAAGCUUCCCCAGCAGGAUCACACCACCACCACAGACUCGGAGAUGGAGGAGCCCUAUCUGCAAGAAUCCAAAGAGGAAGGUACUCCCCUCAAGCUCAAGUGUGAGCUCUGUGGCCGGGUGGACUUUGCCUACAAAUUCAAGCGUUCCAAGCGCUUCUGCUCCAUGGCUUGUGCAAAGAGGUACAACGUGGGGUGCACCAAACGUGUGGGGCUUUUCCACUCGGACCGAAGCAAGCUGCAGAAGGCUGGGACCACGGCCCACAGCCGCCGUCGAGCCAGCAAGGCCAGUCUGCCCACACUCACCAAGGACACCAAGAAGCAGCCAACAGGCACCGUACCCCUCUCCGUCACUGCCGCUUUGCAGCUAACACACAGCCAGGAGGACUCCAGCCGUUGCUCAGAUAACUCAAGCUAUGAGGAACCCUUGUCGCCCAUCUCAGCCAGCUCUUCCACCUCCCGCCGGCGACAAGGCCAGCGGGACCUGGAGCUCCCUGACAUGCACAUGCGGGACCUGGUGGGGAUGGGACACCACUUCCUCCCCAGCGAGCCCACCAAAUGGAACGUAGAAGAUGUCUACGAAUUCAUCCGCUCUCUGCCAGGCUGCCAGGAGAUAGCAGAGGAGUUCCGGGCCCAGGAGAUCGACGGGCAGGCGCUGCUGCUGCUCAAGGAGGACCACCUGAUGAGCGCCAUGAACAUCAAGCUGGGGCCUGCACUCAAGAUCUACGCGCGCAUCAGCAUGCUCAAGGACUCGUAGGGCGCGGCCCCCCGUGGCCCAUGCGGCCAGGGCUCCUCCCGCCCGAGCCCAGCCCAGCCAGACAGACAGACAUUCCUGAGGGGCCCAGGAAGGGGGCCAGGUGGAGGAAGGGCUCUCCCUAGGGGCGUGGCUGGUGAGGGGGUCUGGGCACCCCCUCCGUGGCUCUCAGGGGCCUUCAUUUCUGUGGGAGGGGCAGAGAGGUAGGUGGCGCAGAAGACGGGGCUUACGCUUGUAAAUACUGAUGGCACUGGCUUCCUCCAAAGUCCCAGUCUCUAGCCCCGCCCUCUUCCCCUCUCCCUGCCCCCAUUUUCCAGGGGGCAUAUGGUCAGGGCUCCCCAACCGGAGUUGGGGCCUGGACAGAGGCCUUGAAAGCCCUUGCCUGUCUUAUCCCACUUCCUUCUCCAUUGCCAGCUUCUCCCUUUCAGCCUGCGGCCACGGCGACCGGGGGUUCUCCCUCAUGCCCUCUGCAGGGGGACAGGGAGCAGCGGGCCCGGUUUGGCCACGCCUGCUGGCACAGACGCCUUAACGCUGUGUGUGUGACUGUGUGACUGUGGGAGCCUGGACUGAGAGAGAGGCCAGAGCCGCCCUCUGGCGCCUCCAGGUGUUUUGUAGCAAACAGCCGCUUAGUGCUUUGUCCUGGACUCCACCCAGCCUCAGGAUGGGGACAGAGGAGGAGGGCAGCCCUGCUGCAGAGGCCAGAGCAGGAGCUGGAGGCCCCCGGAGCCCCUCCCCACACUGUGAUGUCCCUGCACUGCCCUGCUGUCACAAACAGCAUUAAGGAGGCUGCCGGUGGCCUGGCCUCGUGCCCAGAGGCUGAGCCUCCCAGGCUGCCCGCUGCCCACCCGCGAGUGAGGGGAGGGCGAGCGGCAGCCACUGCUGACGGGAAGCAGGCGGCCUCUGCCCUCCUGCUCCCACACGUCCUCGCUUGGAAACUUCUAGCAGCAGUUUGAGCUACCUAAGGAGGAGGCGGGCGGGAAGGGCAUGUCCCGUCCCCACGGAAGGCUCCUGGGGGCAGAGGGGGCCUCUCCCAGCAGGGGUGGGCGCCCUCCUCAGCCUGUUCUCUUCCCACCCACACCCCCAGGCAGGGUUGGAAAUGAAGGACUUUUUUAACCUUUGUUUUUGUUUUUUAAAAAUAAAUCUGUAAAAUCACAUCUCUUCUGCCUUUCACCUGUCAGGGCGGAGGGGCAGGUCCCUGGGUUGGGGGCGUCCAGUCCGACUGCCUGACCAGAUGGCGGCUCCCGUGCUCUCUACUGGGGCCCAGGUUCCAUGGGGGAGCCCAUGCCACCUCUGCUCAUCACACUGCCUCUCAGAGGGAGCAUCCAGGAGCCCGCUCCGUGCCAUUCCCACCUGGAAGGCACGCUGGGCCAGGCUCUCCCAUCCGCCCUCGAGCACCCAGGUCCAGACAGCCCUUGGGCCUGAGCUGCUUCAUUCAGCCUUUCCCACGCGUGUUUCAGGUGCCGCCACAGAAAAUCACUACAACCAAGAAGGCGGCCGCUAGCAUUGAAUAAAGGAGAAAGGACAUUCCAGGCCAAGGCUAAGACAUCUGUGAGGUACACGGGGCACAGCAGGCCAGCAGGGCUGGUGUUGACCGUGUGCCUCUCUGAGCCAAGGCCUGGCUAGAACCCAGCAGGUGUGCCCACCCUGUACCUGCCACAGGGAAGGGCGUGUUCCUUCCCUUCCCCUAGGUUUUUUCCUCCAGGCACUGUUCAGAACCCCAGACCCCACCCAUAUGGAUUCAGAAUCUCUAAAGGAAUGUUUGGCAUGGCAACUUCAGAACCACAAUGCCUGUGUCUUGUAGCUCCCCUCUGAAAAGCCUGUUAAAAUGGAGCUACAAGCCAGAGGAGAGAGCUUGACUUUAUGUUUUAUGUGCACAGUGGAAAAGAGACCAAAACACAGAGAAUCGAGAGACCUGGCUUGCACAGAUGGAGGCCGUCUAUGUGCAGUGGAUGACAGGCCUCAGCCCCUGCACCUUUGAGGACUGCUUCCUUCAAUCUGUACUUGCUCUUGUUGCUUACAUUUCACACAGAAUUUCGCAAGUUCAGUCAUGGCCCACAGUUUAAAAAAAUAUUUCCUGGGGGCCAGCACCGUGGUCAGUAGGUUAAGCAUCCACCUGUGGCGUCAACAUCCCACAUGGGUGCCAAGAAGCAGGCAGCCUCUGCCCUCCCACGCUUCCUCACUGUCCUGGCUGCUCCUCUUCCCAUCCAGCUCUCUGCUAUGGCCUGGGAAAGCAGUAGAAGAUGGCCCAAGUCCUUGGGCCCCGGCACCCAUAUGGGAGACCUGGGUGAAGUUCCUGGCUCCUAGCUUUGGGUUGGCCCAGCUCAGGCCCUUGCAGCCAUUUGAGGAGUGAACCAGUGGAUGGAAGACCUUUUGCUCUGUCUGUAACUCUGCCUUUCAAAUAAGUAAGUCUCAAAAAGUACUUUGGUGCCAAAAAAAAAAAAAAAUAGAAA